AUGCCUCGAACAGCAGAGACAGCUAGUUUUCAGUUCAAUCAUACAAUGAUACGUGUCAGAGAUCCGGAUAUCUCUGUAAAGUUUUAUACAGAGAUCAUUGGCAUGGAUCUUCUAUCUAAGAAGGAUAUGGGCGAUUUCACGCUGUAUUUCUUGGCUUUUGAUCAAGGACAGAACUACAAGGAUAUGUCCGCAGAAGAGAAAGACAAAGCGAGAUUCGCAAGGGAAGGCGUACUUGAAUUAACUCACAACCAUGGGACCGAGACGGAUGCCUCCUUUGCUGGUUAUUCUUCCGGUAAUUCCGAACCUGGUAAGGGCUUUGGUCACAUUGCCAUCACCGUGGACGACGUGGAGGAGGCCUGUGCACGAUUUGAGAAGCUCGGCGUUCAAUUCAAGAAGAGGCCACAGGACGGAAAAAUGAGGCAUAUUGCUUUCAUUCUGGACCCAGAUGGUUACUGGAUUGAAGUGGUCCCCAGUACCUUGAAACUAUGA
Lentinula edodes (shiitake mushroom) is the source of this 489-nucleotide messenger RNA. RefSeq names its product Glyoxalase/Bleomycin resistance protein/Dihydroxybiphenyl dioxygenase. The record is from RefSeq and is a predicted model, not a curated record. Gene Ontology annotation, molecular function: metal ion binding; lactoylglutathione lyase activity. The transcript is spliced from 6 exons. The coding region runs from base 1 to 489 and encodes 162 amino acids. Lineage: Eukaryota; Fungi; Basidiomycota; Agaricomycetes; Agaricales; Omphalotaceae.